Messenger RNA from Drechmeria coniospora, 846 nucleotides. RefSeq lists its product as uncharacterized. NCBI's taxonomy places the organism in Eukaryota, Fungi, Ascomycota, Sordariomycetes, Hypocreales, Ophiocordycipitaceae. The transcript has a single exon. The record is from RefSeq and is a predicted model, not a curated record. Gene Ontology annotation, biological process: proteasome regulatory particle assembly. The coding region runs from base 1 to 846 and encodes 281 amino acids. Gene Ontology annotation, molecular function: protein-macromolecule adaptor activity.
AUGGACGACGUGAUUUACGAGUGCUGCACGAGCAAGGUACGUACCGGUCAUCCGGACCGCGUGCAGCGUCGCACCCAACCGGCCCCUCACCCCACCACGUCCGUCAUCAUCUCUCGCAUCACAACGACCACCCGAGCGCUCUCCUACCAUCCCAUCGACUUCACCUCGCCCACGACAACGUCCAUUUCUCGUGUGCGCUACAAAGACGGCUCGCUGCGUGCAACUGGCAUGUCUUCCGCCGACACUCAGCCCAUAUCGGCCCCGCGCUUCGCCGCCGCCCUCAAGGAUCUCUCGGUUGGCAUGCUGCACCUCAAGGUUCUCGAGAUCCGCAACUCCAUCGCCCACCUGCAGUACUCCAAUGACCAGCUCAGACCUUUUGCCAAUGGCUCCGAGACAGCCAUUCCGACCGACGGCACGGCCGCUUCACCGGCUUCACCCGACCAGGACUGCAUAGACGCCAUCGAAGAAAACGAGCAAGUCAUCGACCGCAUGGCGGAACGCAUCGCCUUGAUCCGUGCCGAGGUCGAGGACAGGGGAAUUGCCUGGACCGAAUUCCAGUCCAAGGACGAGGCAGAUUCCAAGCAGGAUGGCGCCCGCCGCCCCGACGACGCCAACGGCGAUGCCGAUCCGACCAGGGAACCCCAGCACCAACAACACUCGGCCUGGACCGACGGCACGUUUCAAACAGGCUCCAUCCGUGACGGGCAGGUUCACCUCAACAACCUCUCGGGGCAUCCGGUCGCGAGUGGUGGCAGUCUCUCCGACGAACAGCUGCGGCGGGCCGUACACGACCAAAUACAACAGCUAGCCAACGACGACGGGCAAGAUGGUGGCAUGCAUCUCUGA